AGUCCCCGGGAGGUUGAUGUGGAAGUGAGGAGUUGCGGGAUCCUUUUUUGGGGCUGGAUGCGAGGGAGAGGAACUCUAGAGAAAGCUGUUCUCGGGACGCGCUCUUCGAUGACCUGUCUUGCUGGACGCGGAAGGGUCCCGCCGCCUCACACGUGGAAGACCAGUUAGACGGGCAAAAGUCCAUGGAGACCCUGCCUGGAGGCCUGAGCACCAAGAUUAGACCUGCCAGCACUGCCUAACGGAUUGCUGAGGAUCAGAUGAGGUAUUUAGGUGUUCAUAUAAACGAAUCAAGAUAACCAACCAUGUCUGUCACUGAGGAAGACCUGUGUCACCACAUGAAAGUAGUUGUUCGUGUGCGUCCUGAGAACACAAAGGAAAAGGCAGCUGGAUUCCAUAAAGUGGCCCAUGUUGUAGAUAAGCAUAUUCUAGUUUUUGAUCCCAAACAACAAGAAAUCAGUUUUUUCCGUGGAAAGAAAUCUGGAAAUCGAGAUAUUACAAAGAAACAAAAUAAGGAUCUUAAGUUUGUAUUUGAUGCUGUUUUUGAUGAAACUUCAACUCAAUUAGAAGUUUUUGAACACACUACUAAGCCAAUUCUUCGGAGUUUUUUGAAUGGAUAUAAUUGCACAGUACUUGCAUAUGGUGCCACUGGAGCUGGGAAGACCCACACGAUGCUAGGAUCAGCUACUGAACCUGGAGUGAUGUAUCUAACCUUGUUAGACCUUUACAAAUCCAUGGAUGAGAUUAAAGAAGAGAAAAUAUGUAGUACCGCAGUUUCUUAUCUGGAGGUAUAUAAUGAACAGAUUCGUGACCUCUUAGUAAAUUCAGGGCCACUUGCUGUCAGGGAAGAUGCCCAAAAAGGGGUCGUUGUUCAGGGGUUGACUUUACAUCAGCCCAAGUCCUCAGAAGAAAUUUUACACUUGUUGGAUAAUGGGAACAAAAAUAGGACACAACAUCCUACUGAUAUGAAUGCCACAUCUUCUCGUUCUCAUGCUGUUUUCCAGAUUUAUUUGCGACAACAAGACAAAACAGCAAGUAUUGAUCAAAAUGUCCGAAUUGCCAAGAUGUCCCUCAUUGACCUGGCCGGGUCUGAGAGAGCCAGUGCUACCAGUGCUAAAGGGACCCGGUUCAGAGAAGGUACAAAUAUUAAUCGAUCACUUCUAGCUCUUGGGAAUGUCAUCAAUGCUUUAGCAGAUACAAAGAGAAAGAAUCAGCAUAUUCCUUACAGAAAUAGUAAGCUCACUCGCUUGUUAAAGGAUUCUCUUGGAGGCAACUGUCAAACUAUAAUGAUAGCUGCUAUUAGUCCUUCCUCUAUGAGCUACGAUGACACAUAUAACACUCUUAAGUAUGCUAACCGUGCAAAGGACAUUAAAUCUUCUUUGAAGAGCAAUGUUCUGCACCUUGACAAUCAUAUAACUCAGUAUGUGAAGAUCUGUAAUGAGCAGAAGAAAGAGAUUUUAAUGUUAAAAGAAAAACUAAAAGCCUAUGAAGAACAGAAGGCCAUGACUGAGGAAAAUAACCAAGCACAGUUAAUGAUUUCAAACCCUCAAAAAAAAGAAAUUGAAAGAUAUCAAGAAAUACUGAAAUGCUUAUUCCAGAAUCGAGAAGAAAUUAGGAAAGAAUAUCUGAAGUUAGAAAUGUUACUUAAAGAAAAUGAACUUAAGUCUUUCUAUCAACAACAGUGCCAUAAACAGAUAGAAAUGAUGUGUUCUGAAGACAAAGUAGAAAAGGCCACUUGCAAACGAGAUCAUAGACUUGCAAUGUUAAAAACUCGUCGCUGCUACUUACAGAAGAAAAGGGAAGAAGAAUUGAAGCAAUUUGAUGAGAAUACUAAUUGGCUCCAUCGUGUCGAAACCGAAAUGAGACUCUUAGGUCAAAAUGGUGAUAUUCCAAAGGUACAGACGUGUAUACAGGCAUACCUCAUUUUUGUGAUGGAUCUAGCUUGUCUUCAGGAACAUCAACAUAGGCAGACUGAGGCAGUAUUGAAUGCUUUACUUCCAACCCUGAAAAAACAGUACUGUUCAUUAAAAGAAGCUGGCCUGUCAAAUGCUGCCUUUGAGUCUGACUUCAAAGAGAUUGAACAUUUGGUGGAGAGGAAAAAAGUGGUUGUUUGGGCUGACCAAACUACUGAACCUGACAAGCAGAGCGAUCUACCAGGGGUUUCUAUGUUUAUGACCUUUCCACAACUUGCACCAGUUCAGACUACUUCUUGUUGCACAUCUUCAAGUGAAUCUAAUCUGCUUAACAUUCCUUCACAAAAAAGAACUCGAAGAAAACUAAUGUCUUCUCCCUUGAAAACAGAACCUACCCAGAAGUCUGCACUGUCUGAAAAUAUACAGCUCAAUGAUUCUUUCAGCAAAGAACUUCAGCCUAUUGUGUAUACCCCAGAAGACUGCAGAAAACCUUUGCAAAAUCCAUCUACAGUGACCUUAUUAAAACCAUCGUCUUGUACUACGAGUGUUCAGGCCGCCGGCUCAAAUAUAUACAGUGAGAAUUCUCUGAAAAUGUCAUCUGAAGUAGAUCUACCUGUUAUCAGGAGAAAAGAAUAUAGACAGGAGGAUUUGGACUCCAUGUUUACUAUAUGUGAAGACACCGGGAGAUUGAACAGCAAAUUACCUGAGCAACAGUCGGUAUCAAACAAUAACAUUGUACAAAGGCUUGCCCCUUCCUCAUUCUCAGCGAAACAUCCUCUGCCUGUACAAAGCAUAGUACCAUCCUACAUGGCCAUGACUGCUGCUGCCAAAAGGAAACGGAAAUUAACAAGUUCUGCAGCAAAUACUUUAACCGCUGAGGAAAAUUCUGGAUUUGCCAAACGUAUUCGACAAGAUAAUUCAAGCAAUAAGCACUUACAAGAAAACGGACCAGCAGUGGAAUAUAAAAGAAACAUCCAUAAAGUAAAGCCAAACAUGGUCAGAAAGUUUGGAAGAAGCAUUUCAAAAGGAAAUCUAAGAUAAAUCACUUCAAAAUCAACAGACAUUAAAUGGACAGCUCUGCUUUUAAGAGGGUUUCUUACCAGCACCCUUGCAGAAACGUACUUAAAGUUUUUGAAGAAGACCAUCUUAAAACUAGUUUUACCCAAAUAGCUUCAGCAAGCAGAACAUGAAAUUCCUUCACUCUUGUUCUUUGGUAUUCUAAGCAACUAAACAAUUUUAACAGAAAAGGUUAUGUUUUAAGUUUCUAAAAUAUUGGCUACCUUUUAAAAUCCCUACGUCAUCAUGGUGGUAGCUCAUUUUUGCUAUUUUGCAGCAGGUUGAUUAGGAUAUUUUAGAAAACGAUAGUGAGUUAAAUGUCAUUACUGCUUUUUGAAAAUCAGGAGAAGUUAGAGGUGAUAAAAUUAUGGCCCGGGAUGUAUUUGGUCUUACAUUAUUUUAAUCAUAUAUGUGACUUUUCUUUGCGAAAAUAUUUUGAUGUUCAAAUGUACAUAUAUGUUCCCAUAAAGCUGUUGUAAAUAUUAUUUAAAUAGUCUUCAUGAAUAAAAUAUUAAUUUUGUUCCUUACUACUUAGUAUAUUAAAGUCAUAGGUUUUAUAAUGUU
Molecule: messenger RNA, 3530 nt
Organism: Myotis lucifugus (little brown bat)
Lineage: Eukaryota; Metazoa; Chordata; Mammalia; Chiroptera; Vespertilionidae
Gene: KIF18A
Product: kinesin family member 18A
Biological process (GO): microtubule-based movement
Molecular function (GO): microtubule motor activity; ATP binding; microtubule binding
Source: RefSeq, a predicted model, not a curated record